CAUGACAUCUCUUUGGUCGAUGCGGACGCUGAGGAGUGAAGCAUUCUGGGAUAUUGACACAAAUUGCAGCGAUGCUUUGGUGAAGAUUACUCAAGACUAAACACACAAAAUGAAGCGAGUUUUCACCCUCACAGACAGAGCUUGGUUGGGGUCCUGUCUCCUGUACAAAUGGCAGAAGACACUGGGGAAUUACAUCGCUGUCGCAGGAUCUGACAGCUCAGUGAAGAUAUUUGACAGACAUGGACAGAGGAAGAAUGAACUAAAUCUACCUGGGCGUUGUGUAGGGAUGGACUGGGAUAAGGACGGAGACAUCUUGGCAGUGAUCUCUGACAAGUCCAGCUCCGUUUACCUCUGGGACGCUAACGUCAACAAGACGUCGCAGAUCGACAGCGGCAUGAGAGACCAGAUGUCAUUCGUCCUGUGGUCGAAGACUGGGCCCCUAUUGGCUGUCGGGACCAACAAAGGAAACCUGCUGCUCUACAACCAACAGACGUCACGCAAGAUCCCUGUCCUGGGAAAGCACACUAAGCGUAUCACCUGUGGCUGCUGGAGUUCUCAGAACCUGUUGGCGCUGGGCAGCGAGGACUGCAGCGUAACCAUUAGCAACCAGGAGGGAGACACCAUCCGACAGACGUCGGUGCGUUCUGACCCAGCUGAUAUCCAGUUCUCUGUGAUGAAGACAGACGAGAGGUCUUCCCCAGGAGAGAGCACAGUGAGUGUUGCCGUGGGGAAGAAGACUCUGUUCCUGUUUAACCUCAACGACCCCGACAACCCCAUAGAGCUGGCCUUCCAGCAGCGCUACGGACACGUCAUCUCCUACCGCUGGUAUGGUGAUGGCUACAUCCUGAUAGGAUUCUCUCAGGGUUAUUUUGUGGUGAUCUCUACUCACAUCAGAGAGAUCGGUCAGGAACUGUUCCAGGCUCACAACCAUAAAGACAGUCUGACCAGCGUCGCCAUCUCCUCUGCUCUCAACAAGGCUGCUUCCUGUGGUGACAACAGUAUAAAGAUCCAUGAUCUGUCUGAGCUGAAGGAGAUGGACGCCAUCGUCAACCUGGAGGAUGAGACUAAAGGUCUGGACCAGUUGAGCUGGACAGAUGAUGGUCAGUUGUUGGCCGUCUCCACCCAGAGAGGAACCCUGCACGUCUUCCUGACCCGUCUCCCCAUCCUGGGGCACAGCUGUGGGACCCGCCUGGCCUACCUGACCUCCCUGCUGGAGGUCACUGUGUCUAACCGUGUAGAGGGGGAAGCUCCUGUUGCGGUGACGGUGGAGGUGGAGCCUAACUUCAUCGCCGUGGGACCCUACCACGUUGCCGUGGGGAUGAACAACCGAGCCUGGUUCUACGCCAUGGGAGACUCCGGUGUGGAGAGGCUGAAGGACAUGGAGUAUUUGGGGACGAUCGCCAGCAUGUGUCUGAACUCAGAAUACGCAGCGGCUCUGUUUGAGGGGAAAGUACAGCUACACAUGAUGGAGGGCGAGGACCAACAGGAACAGAGACAGACCAGGCUGUUUCCAGACGGAGACCGGAAAGAACACAUCAUCAGCCACGCCCUCACUAACGACUUCCUGUUCUAUGGGACUGAUAGGGGUGUGGUAGUGUGUAUCCUGGUGGAAGACUGGCAGGUGUUGAACGAGUACCGCCACCCAGUCGGCAUCAAGAAGGUGUUCCCCGACCCCAACGGAACGCGGCUGGCCUUCAUCGACGACAAGAGUGAUGGCUUUCUGCUCUCCCCUGUGGCU
Messenger RNA from Salvelinus fontinalis (brook trout), 1738 nucleotides. RefSeq names its product WD repeat domain 19 (gene wdr19). Gene Ontology annotation, cellular component: cilium; intraciliary transport particle A. Gene Ontology annotation, molecular function: protein binding. The record is from RefSeq and is a predicted model, not a curated record. NCBI's taxonomy places the organism in Eukaryota, Metazoa, Chordata, Actinopteri, Salmoniformes, Salmonidae. Gene Ontology annotation, biological process: intraciliary retrograde transport; cilium assembly.